This is a messenger RNA of Salmo salar (Atlantic salmon), 2170 nucleotides long. NCBI's taxonomy places the organism in Eukaryota, Metazoa, Chordata, Actinopteri, Salmoniformes, Salmonidae. The record is from RefSeq and is a predicted model, not a curated record.
ACACCAAACUGCCACUGGUGUAAUGACGGAUUAUUAGCUGAUUGAACUACGAGGUGAACGAAUUGAAUUGUGCUGAAAGCCACUUCCUAUUCCAGGUAUUCAAGACUAGAAGGAGCAUUCUGAUAAGAACACUGCAGACCAGUGAAUGAUGAAUAGGAGGCCCAACCUGAAUGGGUCUGGAGGACCAAGGUCCAUCGGUGUUCCACUACUCUGUCCUUCUAACAGAGUGCUGCUGGAGAGAGAAGAGGUCAGCCAGGACCCAGUGAUGGCCUCCUCUUUCAGGCCCUCAGCGUUCCCCUCCCUGCAUGUUGUGCCUCGGCCUCCCCCUCCUGACGACGUCUGGUCCAAGAGGCCCACAGCUGCCCACAGAAAGAGGAGAGACCUCCAGUCCCUAGUUCCUGUCCAGGAUGGAUGUCGUGAGUCUCCCGGUUGGAUUAACAGCAGCAGCUCCCAGCUGCCUGCCAAAACCAACAGACGCAGGCGCAACAAGGAGCUCUCCUUCACUGAGGUUCUGAAGAACUACAAGCUUCUACCUGAUUCCCGGCCCAGCAGCCCAGAGAGCCUGCACCAGCAUGAGAUGAUGAUUCCUAGAAUCCCUGUCAGCAUCACUAGACCUGAGGGGAGGCCUAGCAACCCUCGACGCCCCACAAGACGGCCUGUUAGACCAGUUGUCCUGGUCCAGCCUGACGUACAGCCUUCCAGACCUGAGGGGAGGCCAAGCAACUCUCGACGCCCCACUAGACGGCCUGUUAGACCAGUUGUCCUGGUCCAGCCUGACGUACAGCCUUCCAGACCUGAGGGGAGGCCAAGCAACUCUCGACGCCCCACUAGACGGCCUGUUAGACCAGUUGUCCUGGUCCAGCCUGACGUACAGCCUUCCAGACCUGAGGGGAGGCCAAGCAACUCUCGACGCCCCACUAGACGGCCUGUUAGACCAGUUGUCCUGGUCCAGCCUGACGUACAGCCUUCCAGACCUGAGGGGAGGCCAAGCAACCCUCGGCCCCCCACUAGACGGCCUGUUAGCCCCGUUGGCCUGGUCCAGCCUGACGUACAGCCUUCCAGACCUGAGGGGAGGCCGAGCAACACUCGGAGCACCACUAGGAGAAAAGUGAGGCCCAGUAAUCCUGUUUGUCCCGUUAUUCUUGAGUCCCGACCUCCCAGUCCUGUGAGCAUCACUACCAGCAUUGUGGACCUAGUCCAGUUUGAGUCCUGUCCUGCUGUGAGUCUGGUCCAGCCUGAGUCACGUCCUGCCUGCCCUCUGACCCUGGAGGAGCUGGCCCUUUCAGAGUCAUGCAGCUUCAGCAACAAUGUGUUUGUUCUCUCCAUGCCGAAAGCUGCCCAGCCAGAGGAGGCUGCAAGAGGGAGCAGCAGCGCACCCAGGGACAUCAUCAGGCCUGAAGCCUUCGUCCAGACAGGACCCCUGCUGGCCAGGAGAGCCCAGAGGGAUGCUCCUCCUCCAAAGAAGCUCCCCAAACCCCCUGUGGCCCCCCGGCCCAAACUGCUGCCCUCCCUGGGCCAGGGCAACGUGUCCCUUGUCAGUGCCAACGCCUGGGAUGAAAGGACCAAGAAGAAGAGAAAGAAAGGAGUCAGAGUCCAGAGGUCUAGCCUGGGCCUGAGACAUAUCCCCCGUGACCUAGAGCUGGCCAUGAUGAGGCCCCGUCUGGUCAAGUCGGCCGAUCCCUCCCAGCGUCCCUACCAGCCGUGGGACGACGAGGACGAGGUGGACAUCUACGCCCUGAGGCGCACAGCCUUCAUGUGCCCCAUGUACGACCAGGAGGAGAGCAGCGGCAGGGGCAACAAGAGGGUGGCAGUGGAGGCCCUGGACAACAUUCCUUUCAGAAGGAAGAUCACCUUGUGUUAUUUCAUGGGGGGGCGCAGGGUCAUGCUGCCAAAAGACUACUAACCCCACCCCCCUCAAUUUACACAACAACCCCCUUAGUCCCAGACAGCGAAGAACAGGACACACACAGAGAGACAGAGUGGACACCAACAGGGCCAUCAGAGGGACAGAGAUCCUCUCAGUUGAUGUUAGGAAUGUCAGCUACGAAAAGCUUCAAUAGACCAUCUCUGUAGCAAGAGAACCUCCAGUAAUCAGACUGGGCUGUCCUCUGUCUCCCCUCAUCUCUGAUACAUCAGACUGGGCUGUCCUCUGUCUCCCCUCAUCUCUGAU